AUGAUCUGGGAGGCCAAGAAGGCCGGAUGCCACUGCGUUAAGUUUCAGAAAUCCGAUUUGCCAGCAAAGUUUACGCGAUCCGCUCUAAAUCGCGAAUAUAUCAGCGAUCACGCCUGGGGAAAAACCUACGGAGAGCACAAGGAGUACCUGGAGUUCUCCAAGGAUCAGUACCUCCUGCUGCAGGCCUAUUGCAAGGAGCUUAGUGUGGACUUUACGGCUUCCGCCAUGGAUGAGAGAUCGUUGGAGUUCCUGGCAGACUUAAAUGUUCCUUUCAUUAAAAUUGGGUCCGGAGAUGCAAACAACUUUCCGCUUCUCAAAAAGGCCGCCAGUUUGGACUUGCCUCUAGUAAUCUCCACCGGAAUGCAGACCAUGCCAACUGUGGAGAGGAUUGUGCACACUAUGAGGGAGUCAGGAAAACAGAACUACGCUCUAAUGCACUGCGUAUCAUCAUACCCAACUGCACCCGAAGAUUGCAUCUUGCAGUUGAUAUCCGUUUUUAGAAGACGUUUUCCCGAUGUGGUAAUUGGGUACUCGGGUCAUGAACUGGGAGUGGUCGUUAGCCAGGCCGCUGUACUGCUAGGAGCACGCAUAGUGGAGCGCCACUUUACGCUGGACAAGAGUCAAAAGGGCUCCGAUCAUCGUUGCUCCCUUGAGCCCCAGGAAUUGAAAGCUCUAACUGCAGCAAUCUCCAACUUUGAACUUUCUUCAGUCUCGUUGUCGCCAAAGGAAAUAUUUCAAAAAUUAAAUGGAGGCCGCGAACUGGAGGCAGCUCUUAGGGAUGUUGAACACAAAACCAUUCUACCCUGCGAGCUGCCCUGCCGAAAUAAACUUGGCAAAUCCAUUGUGGCGGCUAGGAGUCUCAAAAAAGGUGGUAGGUUGCAAUUGGCAGAUAUGGCCAUUAAAGUUAGUGAACCCAGCGGCCUUACAGCGGAGCUUUACCUGGACAUAGUCGGUAAGGAAUUGGCAGACAAUAUUGGUGAGGAUGAACCCAUAUAUGGGAGUAGCAUAAUUAUUUAAAUCAUGGGUUUUGAAAAAGUACAUGAUGUGGAAUUAAAAUACAAUUCUAAAUGAAUA
Drosophila santomea is the source of this 1074-nucleotide messenger RNA. It is a transcript of the gene NANS, whose product is annotated as sialic acid synthase. Gene Ontology annotation, molecular function: N-acylneuraminate-9-phosphate synthase activity. The record is from RefSeq and is a predicted model, not a curated record. Gene Ontology annotation, biological process: carbohydrate biosynthetic process. NCBI's taxonomy places the organism in Eukaryota, Metazoa, Arthropoda, Insecta, Diptera, Drosophilidae. The transcript has 2 exons. The coding region runs from base 1 to 1017 and encodes 338 amino acids.